Molecule: messenger RNA, 2893 nt
Organism: Platichthys flesus (European flounder)
Lineage: Eukaryota; Metazoa; Chordata; Actinopteri; Pleuronectiformes; Pleuronectidae
Exons: 7
Coding region: 1861-2781 (306 amino acids)
Source: RefSeq, a predicted model, not a curated record
CUACCAUGUAUUUAAUCAGGCUGGUCUCAUCAAAAUUUCGUUUGAAAUGUUACUAAAGAACAUCCGCAAAAAUACGUAUGAAAUCGACUUAAUCGUGAGUAACGCCGGGUUCACACCGGACGCGGAAGCGACGCCGAAGCGAGGCGGUAGCGCUAAUCCCUAAAGCGCCGGCGCUUGGCGGUUCACACCGGGCUUGUUGCUCCAAAAUUAACUGCAUCCGCGUCCCAACAUGUGUCCUUUUUAGUGUUGUCUUUAUACAACAUGUUCCGAGGAUCAUACAACUCACUGUACUUCUCCACUUCAAUUAUUAAUUUAAUGUCAUCCAUGUUGAAGAACUUCUCCGCUGUUUGCUCCGUUAAAUGUCGGGUGUCGAGGGUAAAUUACGUAUUCUCCACUCAAGCCUAUGUGGAGAAUCUCUCUCUUUUUAUCAUUAUGACUGCUUGUGUGGCUGUAGUGGAUGGGCAGAGGGGGACAUUUAAUAAUGUGUUCGGUAAAAGUGUUAAAAUUAAAACUCCUGGACAACAGAAGGUGAAUACAAAGUAUGGGAUGCAUAUUUGAUCAUUUAUCUCAUAAAAAAUAUGUCGUCAAUAUCGUUUAAAAUCAUUUUUCAGUGUGUUUCCUGUCGCGAUACGCUCGCGUCAAGCGGAAAAAAUAGACUCGACGCCGAAACGAUCGCUGCACGGCGCGAGGCAGACGCGGCGCAGUGCUUCAGCACAAAGAUUUAACAUGGGAGUGGAUGGGAGCCACAGGAUUGGCGCUGCGCUUCGCCUCGCUUCGGCGUCGCUUCCGCGUCCGGUGUGAACCCGGCGUCAGGCGGCCGGGGACAGGUGCCCUAUACGUUGCUCUCUCCGUGGAAACAACAUACAUGGCGGAUAAUCACUUUAUUCUUUAUGGUAAAUUAAAUAUUUUACUCGUUUAUAAGUGUGUUUGAUCAACUUUGAAGCAGCGCAUUUUAGGAUUAUUUUCAUAAUCUUUUUUCAGAUGGUUUGUAUGAUCUUUUGUUGUUAGUUUACUUUUAACGGAUUUAUUUUGAUGUUGCUAUGGACGCUUUCCUCUGCCACCAUAGUCCGGCACUCACAUAUAAGGCAACCGCAGUUUAAAACUCCCAAACCGGGACCAUUGUCGCAUGCCGUUGACGUGUACUUUGUGAUGGAAUGAGUGAGCGUCCUGGAGCUCCUUGAAAAACGUAACCUUAGCAUUACCGCGAACCGCCAGCAUGGGCUUUUCGGUCUGUUCAGCCUCAAAGCCAUUGGCUAGCAACGGACAUGGAAAUGAGUGAUUGACAGGCUUGCCUGCCAACUAGUAUCACUCGGACAGGUCCUGUCAGAGAGAGAUGCAAGCUCAUAGGCUAGCCAUAGCCGUGACAACUGAACACCACGUGGUGUCUUGUUUACCUUUUUUUAAUAGGGUUACGUAACUAUAAUAACGCCAGAACCUGCUAAACCCCCAUGUUAGCCCUGGAACGUGUAUGUAUUACUCUAUGUAAUUGUUAUUUAGAUUCUGAUUGAAAUUGAAAACAUCUAGUAUUUUAUAGAUAUCUAGAUCAAGAAACCGGAACAUGCCCGGGUUAACUGGGACGUCUGUUCAUUGUACUGCUGAACAUCCGCCUGGAAUUAUUCACGUCCCUGAGUUUUUGAGGUUUUCUUCUGACUACCGAGUCCGGACGCCGGAUGGCUGAAAACAGCAGAGAAGGGGACGUACGUCCCAUGAUAAGAGAGGGGAGAGCUAGGAUAUGGCACGAUGGAACUUAGCUAAAGAGGAGACAGUGUGAGAGCAAACAAAGUCUAUAUUUUACUCUGCAAAUAAGCAAUGAUUCUCACAUACUAUUCGAAACGAUAGUACAGAUGCUGCUACGUCAACAUGUCGCGCGAUGGCGCUGCAGAUUUUUGGGCUCAACUCUACCGACUGAGAAUGCAAACGAGUGAGAAUGCAUCAUUCGCGGGCUGGAACACAUCAUUGACAAUCAAAAUGCCCGGGUCAACAAUGAAAACCUGCAUAUCUUGCAUGCAGCAUAUACGUGUUGCAUGCAAGAUAUGCAAACUUUGUGGAGCCCAACAGCAAAUGAAAAAGGCUGUUGAAAAAGCUAAAGGUAAAGCCGACAGGGAAUGGGGAGCCAAGCUUAAAAAAGGUGGAAAUUUGAACAAAUUGAUGAAUGCUGCCCGGGUUCUGGUUCACAAAUUGAAAAUGGCGGGGUUGCAUCCAAUGCUUCUCUUUGGGAGGGAGAAGAAGGGCUCUGUGACGGCUGACUCCAUCAGUGGCCUGGAGCUAGUUUCAGACACCAAUUACAAGUCCUUGAAAAUCAUAGAAGGACUGUAUGGAAGCCUUGUGACAGUGAUUGUUAAAAGAGAGAGGGCCAACCCAUUAACUCCGGUGGACCCAGAGGGACCGAGGGAACUGGCUGAAUCCCCUCUUCAUCCAGAAGCAACGGAGGAGGAGGGAGAGGAAGGGGAGGAAGGGGAGGAGGAAGAGACAUUCGACCUCUUGUUGACACCUUGUGACCCUGCACCUACAGCUCCUGCCACGGCCCCAUCCACCUCGCAUUCACCUCCUGGACCAAGUUCCCCACCCUCAUCUCCCCCGCUCUCCAACUCAAAAGAGAGCUGUCCACCAAAACAUCCCGACCCUGCACCUAUAGCUCCUGCCACGGCACCAUCCACUUCCUAUUCACCGCCUGGACCAAGUUCCCCAACCUCAUCUCCCCUGCUCUCCAACUGCAAAGAGAGCUGUCCAGCAAAACAUCCACGGACCCGCAAAGGUGGCUCUGUGAUCCAGCACAUUUAAAUAUAAAUAAUAAGAAGAAGAAUAAAGUGUGUAGUUUAAGCUUUAACCUGAGGUGGUUUACAUGCAUAUUAGUAAAACCAUGUAGGAAUCAUCCCCCUUUUCACAUAGUAGC